Sesamum indicum (sesame) is the source of this 1079-nucleotide messenger RNA. RefSeq names its product phloem protein 2-B15 (gene PP2-B15). The record is from RefSeq and is a predicted model, not a curated record. Lineage: Eukaryota; Viridiplantae; Streptophyta; Magnoliopsida; Lamiales; Pedaliaceae. Gene Ontology annotation, molecular function: protein binding.
AUGCUCUCUCUCCACCCACAAACCGAAUCCAGUAAUACAUACAACAAAUUCAUACGAUCGACUAAUCAACUCUCAAUCUUCAUCACCAUCCAAAUUCCAGGCAGCUGAAUAAGCAAAGCCGAAAGCCGACGAGAAUGGCGGAGGCGCUGCCGAAGGACUGCCUGUCCCACGUCAUCUCAUUCACUUCUCCUCGGGACGCCUGCCGCGCGGCCCUUGUCGCCGGGAUUUUCCGCCUCGCAGCGGACUCCGACCUCGCCUGGGAGAAAUUCCUGCCGUCGGAUUACCGCCAGAUUAUCUCCAAGUCGGUUGCUCCGGUGGAGUUCUCUUCCAUUAAGGAACUGUUUGGCAAGCUUUCAUCUACUCCGCUCCUUAUUGAUGGGGGGAAGAAGACAUUUUCAAUUGACAAAUACACAAACAAAAUAUGCUACAUGUUGAGCGCAAGAGAGCUCUCAAUCGCUUGGUCCGCCAAUCCUCUUUGUUGGUGUUGGAAGCCCCUCCACCAAUCCCGAUUUCCUGAAGCUGUUGAGCUUAUAAUGGUGUCUUGGCUCGAUAUACGAGGAAAAAUCAACACCAGGAUGCUAUCACCAAACACGACCUACGGUGCAUACCUAGUUAUCCAGAUUGCUAAGCGUGCUUUCGGGUUGGAUGCUCUGCCGUUCGAGGUUUCAGUUGAAGUCGGGGAUUAUAAGACACAAGGGAGGAUUUGUAUGGACCGCGAGGAGUGCAAGAGUAUGGAAACGUUGCAUGAAGGGGAAGAACGGGUGCUUCGUGCACGCGGUGACGGAUGGUUGGAGGUGGAAUUAGGAGAAUUCUACAAUAAUGGAGAUGAGAAAGAGGUGAAAAUGGAAUUUAAAGAAGUUGAGGGUGCGCAGCUUAAAGGAGGACUUGUAGUUGAAGGCAUAGAGCUUAGACCCAAGAACUGAUUAAAUUGUGUAGAGUGAAAAAUGAAAAUAAUUUUUGCUCUUUGGAGGGGUCAAAAGGGAAUAUUUAAAAGAUAUAUUUGUAAAUAAAUAAGAAAUGUUGAUUCAUCUUCUUGUGGUCUUUCUUUUAAUUAAUUCUUUCUGUGUGGUUUUCUUUUA